Messenger RNA from Styela clava, 2186 nucleotides. Its product is annotated as retinal rod rhodopsin-sensitive cGMP 3',5'-cyclic phosphodiesterase subunit delta-like. Gene Ontology annotation, cellular component: cytoplasm. Gene Ontology annotation, biological process: sensory perception of light stimulus. The record is from RefSeq and is a predicted model, not a curated record. NCBI's taxonomy places the organism in Eukaryota, Metazoa, Chordata, Ascidiacea, Stolidobranchia, Styelidae.
UAUACUAGCAAGUAGUGAAGUUAGUUCUGUAGCCACAAAUAAGGGCACUUCACUAGGAUAUGUAUUAGUAGGAUGGCAUUAUCUUCACUACUCUUAAUAACAAUAUAUAGAAUAUAUAUAUACAAGAAAUGCUUAGUCAUGUUAGCACAAAUAACUGAAUACGGGCACUGGGAUAUGUAUUAGUAGGAUGGCAUUAUCUUCACUACACAUAAUGACAUAGUCACAUUACAGCAUUUGUAAUUAGGUACCGUAUUCUGAAACUGUAAUUACUUGUCCAGUUACCGUAUAUCUGCAACAAAGGCUUGAACUACUGGACUUGAGUUAUUCGAGUGACAAAAUUAGCUUAGUACGUGGUAAUUUAAUACCUGGAUUACAAAUAUGACUACAGAAAAGGCCAAAAAUAUAUUGGAAGGUUUUCAACUAAAUUGGAUGAAUUUGCGCGAUGCCAGUUCUGGCCGAGUUUUAUGGCAGGGCAGCGAAGAUUUGUCAAAGCCAGAGCAGGAGCACGAAGCUCGAGUACCUAAAAAAAUAUUGAAAUGCAAAGCUGUGUCAAGAGAAAUCAAUUUUUCCUCAAAAGAGUCUAUGGAAAAAUUCAGACUGGAACAAAAAAUAAUUUUCAAAGGAAGAGUACUUGAAGAAUGGUAUUUCCAAUUUGGAUUUGUGAUUCCUGAUUCAACAAAUACAUGGCAGUCGACAAUUGAAGCUGCACCACAGGGGCAAAUGAUGCCUGCUAGUGCUUUAAGCGGAAAUGUUAUUAUAGAAACCAACUUUUAUGAUGAAGAUCUUCUUGUGAGUCAAUCACGAGUUCGAGUAUUUUAUGUGUAAUGUCAGCUUCCCCUGCAACUGAAUAUUCACACUUACCUUAUUACUACGAAUGGUCAAAAAAUCACAACAUUGAGUGAAUUAUCAAAGUUACAGGGAAUGACUAUGCAAAAUCAAAUGGAAUAUACGAAUUUAAUUUUUAAGCGCAUUUGACUAAGCACUGCAAUAGCUAAAUAGAUGUUAGAUUCACUCAGUCUAGAUAUUCACUGUUAGUUUCAUUUAUGAUAUUAAAAAUUAGGUACUCCCGAAGUAUGUGAACCAAGGUGGCGGACACUGAACCGUAGUAUGUGUACCAGGUUAUGGUUAGGCUAUAUUUUCAGGUACGAAUACUACAGGGAUCCCUUGGGAGUCACAUAAGGUAAAUUGGAAUAAAAUUAUGGCCAACCCCUAACCUGGUACACAUACUACGUUCUGGUGUUCGUCAUCUUGGUUCACAUACUACGAGAGUACCAAAAAUUAAUCUGUAAUCCUAUCAUCAUUCGUAUGUGAUGUUUUAAAUCAAAACGUGAGAGAGUUCAAAUUUUUAUUUGUUUAUGUGUUACUGAGUCUCUAUCUAUAAAGCUGAAUUGAGGCUUUUUAUUUGUUGCCAAGGAAUUCAUUUUUUAAGUUUAUUCUAACAAAUUUUACUUAUUAAUGGUAAAGGGUACAUCUGACCAGCAGUUUUGUCAUCAAUUAGAUAUUUCCAAGAUGCAACUGUGGGCGAUUGUACAAUUGCAACUUGUUUUAAAUAUUAUUUCUAUCUUAUGCACUUUCAUAUGUCUACAAUUUUACCAAUUCAAGACAAAAAGCGGGUGCUAAAUAUUGUACAGACAUUUUUUGUAUUUUAAGUUUUUGUAACCAGUGUUUCUCACAAGUGUGUGUGUGUGAAUUCUGUAAAAAUGCACCUGUCCGGGAAGGGACCUUGUUCUAAUGUGAUAGUUGUUUCGUGAUUUAGCACCCAAGGCGGUGAAGACUCAAUGUCGAUUUGGUAUUUUUAAUCGAUUGCAUCUCAAAUUAUAACAUAUUAAUGUAAAAAGUACAAUGUUUUCAAGUAAUAUAUUACUUUUUGCUAAUUAAGCAAAUGAAUAAAUAGAUUUUUUUGUUUUAUACAUUUUCAAGUACUGUUGGCUCCCUGUGUCAAAGCGUUUGCCUCUAUCAUUAUUAGGUAGCAUGGUAUACAUUUUAUUAGUUUUAACUGCAGUGCUGUCAAUUUAUAUACAGUUAACCAAAGUAAAGGUUAUUGAUUGUCAUUUUAAGCACUGCAAGAGCGAAAUCUUUGGAAUAGAUGAGUCAGUAUUCCUGAUCCCGAAAAAAUCCAAUAUUUUAUAGUAUGGUAAAUAAUAUAAGUUGUGUUCGAAGAACAAUAUACUGCAAACAGCUCUUCA